Messenger RNA from Phlebotomus papatasi, 1364 nucleotides. RefSeq names its product non-homologous end-joining factor 1-like. Gene Ontology annotation, biological process: double-strand break repair via nonhomologous end joining. The coding region runs from base 471 to 977 and encodes 168 amino acids. Gene Ontology annotation, cellular component: nucleus; DNA ligase IV complex. NCBI's taxonomy places the organism in Eukaryota, Metazoa, Arthropoda, Insecta, Diptera, Psychodidae. The transcript is spliced from 3 exons. Gene Ontology annotation, molecular function: DNA end binding. The record is from RefSeq and is a predicted model, not a curated record.
CCAAUUUAACGACACACACACGUGCCGGAUAUCACUGAAGUGACAAGUCAUCCGGACGAAGCUGUUUUGUUUAGUAUUUGGAAUAAAAAACAAGUUCAAAAUGAGUGAUUUUUGCAAAAACGAGUGGAAUUUGGUCGAAAUUUGUGGAAAUGACAAAGAACAGAUUAUUAAAUAUAUUGUAAAAGAAGAAUCUGUAACUUGUCUACUGUGUGAUAUGAUUUCAAUGAAAUGUGAAAUUGUGUCAAGAACAGAGUUUUUUCUUCGCGCAAAGUUUUCAAAUUUCUUUAACAAUCUUUCAGCAACGGAAUACUAAUCUCCAACUAGAAGAUGAUAAAAUCUUGGAAUUAAUAACAAAAUCAAAAGCAUCAGAGUACAAAUUAGAAGAAAAUCAACUCAAUGUCAAAUACUAUGUUUCUGGAUAUCCUUAUCGAUUCACAUGGCACUUAUCAGUGAGAAGCACCGAAGAGUUUAUGGAGUUCUUCACAGCUCCUCUAUUAUGUACCCUGAAAUCAUCUCAGGAGAAAAUUGAAGAGCUCGAAGAACUCUUGAAAAAGAAAGACGAAGAGAUUGCAGGAUAUAAAUUAUCAGGAGCAAUAUUAGUUCGAAAACACCUCGAAACAACUCCGUUCGAUCCACAAACAUUUCACAGAGAUCACGAUUUCUCCUUCGUAAACACUCAUAAUGUCAAGAAAAUCUACAAUCUCUGUGGUAUUUCCAAAGUUCAUGACUCUGUUUUCAGUGAAUCACCAAAAAUCAGCAAAAAUGCUCCUUCUCCUGGAACCUCUCCCAGUACAUCAAAAAUUUCUCCCAUUCGUCGAAGUCGAAUAAUGAAUAAUCUCAAGCGACCCAAAGACGAGAAGUUGCUGUAUGACGACGAAGCUAAUUCGCAGGAAAUAGUCUCAAAUGAUAAUGUCGUGAUCGUGGAGACUGAAACACCACCAGCAAAUCCAAAGAUUCGAAAGCGCCUCAAUCUAUAAUCAGCUGUAAGGAUUCUUAUCGCAUAAUUUCUCAGAAGCUUCAAUAAAUCAACUUUACUGGAGCCACUGGGGCCUGCAUAAAUUCUCAGUUCUAUUUUAGCUCUCGCCUGGCAUGAGUGGUUCUCUAAGAUAUCAGUGGUAAAAUGUUGAAAAAUCUUGUGAACUUGUCCCUGAUAUUUCUGUGCACUUCCUUGGAUAUCAGUAAUUCUACGCAGUAUUGCAAUAAAUCUAUUAUGUGAGGCUCUAUACUAAGUUUAUUUUGAAGUAUUACCUUUAUCAAUAUCCUACAAUUAACAAUACCAAAUAAAAUUUAAUGCAUUACACAGGACACUUUUGUAAAUCAAUUAAUUUUUUUAAUGAAAUAAAUAAGAAAACUUUAGUGUUUCG